Messenger RNA from Amyelois transitella, 3259 nucleotides. It is a transcript of the gene MOF, whose product is annotated as histone acetyltransferase KAT8. Lineage: Eukaryota; Metazoa; Arthropoda; Insecta; Lepidoptera; Pyralidae. The coding region runs from base 204 to 1532 and encodes 442 amino acids. The transcript has a single exon. Gene Ontology annotation, biological process: regulation of DNA-templated transcription. The record is from RefSeq and is a predicted model, not a curated record. Gene Ontology annotation, molecular function: histone acetyltransferase activity.
UAUGAAAAUAAUUAUUUCUUUAGUGUUCAUUUUAUAAUAACAAAAGUGACAAAUACGUAUGGCCGUGGGCCGCCGGGUGGAGGUCGUGCUACCGCCGCGCGCCCACAUGCGCCGCUGCGCGUUUUUAUUCUAUAAUUUAUGGAAUCCAUAAUGGCCUCUUUUGUACAUUGUGUUGCGCGGUAUUGCGUGAUUCGUUUGUUGUAAUGGCAAAAGGUGAUAAAGAAUUAGAAAAGCCUAUAGUGAAUAAUGAAUUACCCAACCCGGAAUGUCGGAGUGUUGACCACGAUGACUCAGAAUCUGCCCAGGAGCAGCCACUGGACAUAGGAGAGCAUUAUUUGGUGCGGCGGUCGGAUGAGUCAUGGCACCCGGCUGAAAUUAUACAGACGCGAUACAACACUGCUGAAUCCUGCUACGAAUAUUAUGUUCAUUAUGUCGGCUACGAUAGGAGACUCGAUGAAUGGGUUUCCCGCCACCGGGUUAUGUCUGAUAGGUUUGACAUGUGCGAGCAAUCGAAUAACAACAUAAAUUCUGAUCAUCUUCUCACGGACAAAUCCGGCCGGAAAAUAACGCGGAACCAAAAACGUAAACACGAUGAAAUCAAUCACGUGCAGAAGUCGUACGCCGAAAUGGAUCCUACAACUGCAGCUCUGGAAAAGGAACAUGAAGCUAUUACCAAAGUGAAGUACAUUGAUAGGAUUCAGAUUGGCAAAUAUGAGAUAGACACAUGGUACUUCAGCCCCUACCCGGAAGAAUACGGGAAACAGUCGAAACUCUGGAUAUGUGAAUAUUGUUUAAAAUACAUGCGGAUGGAGAAAACAUAUAGAUAUCAUUUAAGUGAAUGCACAGCAAGACAACCACAGGGCAGUGAGAUAUACAGGAAAGGUACAAUAGCUAUAUUUGAAGCAGAUGGAAAAGAGCAUAAAAUAUAUUGUCAGAACUUAUGUUUACUGGCAAAGUUGUUCCUGGACCAUAAAACACUUUAUUUUGAUAUAGAGCAGUUUUUAUUCUAUAUUUUAUGUGAAGUUGACAAACAAGGAGCACAUCUUGUUGGUUAUUUUUCUAAGGAGAAGGAUUCCCCAGAGGGUAACAAUGUUGCUUGUAUAUUGACGUUACCUCCAUAUCAGAGGCAAGGCUAUGGGAAAUUGCUCAUAGCAUUUAGUUAUGAACUAUCAAGGUUAGAACAAGUAGUAGGAAGUCCUGAGAAGCCUUUGUCAGAUUUAGGAAAGCUUAGUUAUAGGUCUUACUGGUCAUAUGUGUUGUUAGAAGUAUUAAGUACCAGUAGAGGUACAUUAAGUAUAAAAGAUUUGAGCCAAAUGACAGGUAUAUCUCAGACAGAUAUUAUAUCCACCCUUCAGUCCAUGAAUAUGGUAAAGUAUUGGAAGGGUCAGCAUGUGAUAUGUGUAACACCAAAAAUAGUAGCAGAGCAGUUAGCCAGCUCACAUUUUAAGAAGCCCCGAUUAUGUGUAGACCCCUCAGCAUUGCGGUGGACACCCCCCAAUAAGCAGGGCAACUCUGCUAAAGCCAAAAAGUAAUACAGGCUUACAGGUACCGCUUAGAGUUGAUUCUUAGUUACAAUCAAAAGAAUUCUCUAGGCACGGGCCUGUUAUAAAUUGUUUAACUUGAUAUUUGAUUAAAUGCAGUGAAUAGAUCAGUGCUAGAAGUAUUAACAGUUUUUAUUAUAAGAUUUAAAAUAAUUUAAGAGAUUAUUUGAAUAUGUUGAAAUGUAAUAUUGCACUGCAUUUGUUGAUAAAGUAUUGAGCUUUACUUUUUUUAUAGUGAGGAUAAUUGUAAAAUACCGAAUAAAUACAGAUGAGCAUUUCUGAAUAUAGAUGAAGCAAGGCCAAAAAUGGGCAGAAAAAAGUAAAAAAAAGCUAGUUAAUAAAUUUACUAUUAGAGUACCUACAUAGGUAUAUUUUGUGCAGGAAAUCAAAAUUGUAAUAGAGUAUCAUUCACAUGAAGGGAAAUACUUUGGAAUUUGGGCAAUUCUAAUUGGUGUAACAUAAAUAAAUUAUAUAAAGUUAAAUUAAUAAUCAGGAAACUGAAACUUGUUAGAAUAAUCCACAAAUGAGUAGGGGUUUUUUGAUAAGGGGGAAGUAUUAUUUUCAUACUUUUGUUACUUUGUUGUUACUCAUUGUUUGAUAACGAUUGUUAUCUCAAUCAUUAUCUGAAUUAAAAAAUGCAGCAAAGUAUUUAACCAUCAUGUUUAUGUUCAUUUGAAAUGCUGCAUUCCAAAAAAAAAAAUACAGUAGGUUCUGAAACAUUUUAGAUUUAUUCAGUAAUAGUAAAGUGACCAUCUAGAUCUGUUGAAUUUUGUUUCCUUGGUCUGGUUCCAGUGAUACUAUUUUUAAGUUAAUUGUAAAUAUUAUUUUAAUGUAGUUUUGUAAUGUUCUGUGACUCUGGAUUUAAGAACCUUUUCACAUAGGAUAUUGUACUGUGGUUUAAUGAGGGACAUGAUUGUAUUUUUUAGUAUGCUUUGAAAAAUCUAGUGCAUUAUUUUUUGUUAAGGUUUUAGUAGAUUAAAUAGUAUUGGAAUCAGAUUUUUCACAAUUUUGCUUUAUCAACUCUUUGGAUGAUUCAUCUAAUAUAUAAACUCCAAACUUUGGAAUUUAAAGUUAAAUGCUUCUUUGCGUAAUCGUUAAAAUGUCGGAAAAAAAUUAUUUUGUGUGAACUAGUACAUCGGUCCUAGUACGUGUUAAGAGUCGCCAAAUUAACUUUUACAAUUCAGAAACGUUUUUUGCGGCAAAGAUUCAUGUGGAAUUGUAAUUUCAUAUAACUGUUUCAUGUACGUACUUAUAAAGCAGUAAUGACAAACAACAAAACCAUUUUGGUUUUUCAUUAAUUUCAAUAGAAGAAUUUUGUUGUUUCUAUUGUUUUGAAAAUGGCCGACUUUACUGAAAGGUAAAUGACUUCUUGACGUCUUAAAAGACGCAAGAUUGCAUAACUGAAUGUUGCAAGCACAUGAAAUAUUGUGAAAUAGUAGUUAUUUUUGAAAAAACACCUACAUGCCGUAAAUCUUAUGCGGCAAAAACUUCUUAGUUUUAAGUUCGUUUUAGAAACGCUAAAUCUUAUUUUUAUUAAGCUUAUUUCAAACCCGUCAUCAAUAAUUUGUCCACUACUGGGCGAGUUCCAAAAUACGCAAAGAUUUUCCUGUUGCCGUAUUGAUUAGAUUCUGUGAAUCAUUAGUUUUCGCUAUUUAUUUGUGAUAUUUUCUAAUAUUAAGAGAAAGUGUCGGAAUUCAGAAAUAAAAACAAUGUUCAUA